AUGGUCAUCACCUCUUCACCUCGCACCAAAAAAGACAACGGUUGGCGCCCGUGCGGAGAUUAUAGAAUGCUCAACGCUCGCACGAUCCCUGACAGGUAUCCAAUCAGACAUAUACACGACUUUACCCAUAGUACAGCUGGUUGUAAGGUCUUCAGUACUAUCGAUCUGGUUGAGGCUUAUAACCAAAUACCUGUCAGUGAGUGCGAUAUCCCAAAAACUGCAAUUACUACACCGUUUGGACUUUAUCAGUUCCCUUACAUGUCGUUCGGCUUGUGCAACUCAGCGCAAACCUUCCAACGAUUCGUGGAUGAGAUGACCAGGGGCUUAGAAUUUUGUUACUGUUAUCUUGACGACUUUCUAAUAUUUUCACGAAAUGAAGAGGAACACGAGAAACAUCUUCGCGAAGUAUUUGGCAGACUCAAGAGAUAUGGGAUGCUUAUAAACACCUCUAACUGUAUUUUUGGUGCUGACGAAGUCACUUUCCUUGGUUACCGUAUUUCGGAAAGUGGCACCAAGCCCCUUGAAGAAAAGGUACAAGUCAUUCUUGAGUACCCGCAACCCAAGGAAGUACGGCAGUUGAGGAGAUUUUUGGGUAUCAUUAAUUUUUAUAGGCGAUUUCUACCCGAUGCCGCCCAAACACAAGCGCCUCUUAACAACCUCCUGACUGGCGCAGUCAAAGGUCGCCAACCAAUAACUUUGACAGAUAAAGAAAUCAAAGCUUUUGAAGACUGCAAACGUAGUCUGCCUAACGCAGCUUUAUUAGCAAAUUGGCAUUAG
Molecule: messenger RNA, 777 nt
Organism: Parnassius mnemosyne (clouded apollo)
Lineage: Eukaryota; Metazoa; Arthropoda; Insecta; Lepidoptera; Papilionidae
Source: the annotation of a GenBank genome assembly